Molecule: messenger RNA, 1296 nt
Organism: Peniophora sp. CBMAI 1063
Lineage: Eukaryota; Fungi; Basidiomycota; Agaricomycetes; Russulales; Peniophoraceae
Source: the annotation of a GenBank genome assembly
AUGGCACACAUGCCAACUGCUCCCCCUGGUUGCGCCCGCUCUCUCUCGAACGCUUCCAAUGCCUCGGCGGCUCGCGGCUUGCCUACAGACGAACACCCCGAGGCGAGAAGAGGCAGUGAACCUACUGUACAAGACAUAGGCGGACGCCCUUCUUUUUCGCAAUCAACUUCUGCACCCAGCGUCGCCACGGCUACCACAUUCAAGGCCGUUCACCGUACGGAGAGCUUUAGGUCUUCGCUCGCUCCGGCGCGUGGAAGAGCUUAUCAGGCUUGUGAACGCUGCCGCAAGGCGAGAACCAAGUGUUCCGGAACUCACCCUUGUGAACGAUGCGAAGAGAAGAGAUUCAAGUGCGAGUAUGCUGGACAGGCGCGGCAUCUGCAAGCCCAGGAUCGAGCGAGCUCAAAUGCCGAGGAUGACAUUGCUGCCCGUCAUGCUGAGAAGCGACAUCGGCGGGAUACUGAGCGCUCCUCAUCACGUCUUCGUCACGAUCCUGUACCUCAGGAUAGCGCCCACACACAUCCCCCUGCAUACGCGUACGGCUCUUCUUCGCGUGCCCACCAGGCCAACCCAAUCUCGACACGCGGUCUUUCCCGCCAACGUUCAUCUACGCUCCCAUCCCGUCGACGGAGUCUGCCUUAUCCGCCACCCUUCAUGCGCCAUGGUCACAUGGACCAUCCAGACGCCGCCUUCUACUCUGCGCAUCACACUGACCACUCGUCGAUGCAUGUUCAUUCAGAGCGUGGCCAUCACUUCUCAUUCGGAGGUGCACAUAUCCCCGUGCUCCAGGGUUGGCGCGAGCCCGUCUGCGACGAUAGACCCUACACCAGCUCUUCGGAGACGUCUCUGAGCUCGGGUAGAAUCGACAACUCCCCAGUUCAUCACAUCAUCAAAUUGCCGGUCCCUGGCUCUAUCUAUGCUCCUUUCACGGCCUCGCGGAGUUUCGUCGCUCAACAGAAGACAGCGAUCAUAGACGCUGUAGAAGAUUGGCGACACGCACAACACCCCAGCACUUCCUGUCGCACCGGCAUUCAUGCUGACCGAGCUUUGACUUCGGGAACACACCCCACACACGGGCCAACUCACGACGCUGCUGCCGCGUUCUCUCCCCCUACAAGCGAGGACGUGCGCCGCAUCUUGGAGGACGCGUCGAUAGGCUGCCCACGUGGUCGCGAGCGUGCAUACAGCCUUCCCGCUCUCAGGCUGGAGACGACGCCUUCCAACUCUGUGCCGAGCAUCGUUACAUUGCCCUCGUUCUCGCACUUGUUCGCUCGGACAGACGAGCGUCGUCUGCGUUGA